Nilaparvata lugens (brown planthopper) is the source of this 1333-nucleotide messenger RNA. It is a transcript of the gene Nurf-38, whose product is annotated as inorganic pyrophosphatase. The coding region runs from base 196 to 1212 and encodes 338 amino acids. Gene Ontology annotation, molecular function: inorganic diphosphate phosphatase activity; magnesium ion binding. NCBI's taxonomy places the organism in Eukaryota, Metazoa, Arthropoda, Insecta, Hemiptera, Delphacidae. Gene Ontology annotation, cellular component: cytoplasm. The record is from RefSeq and is a predicted model, not a curated record. Gene Ontology annotation, biological process: phosphate-containing compound metabolic process. The transcript is spliced from 9 exons.
AAAAUAGAGUGAUACAUCCGCAUUCUUCUCUAUCUCUAGCUUUAAAUUUCUAUUGAUACUUCUUAUUACAUAAUUAUGUGUUCUUAUCAUUUAAUCUUUCCCAAAUUAUGAAAUUCGUAGUUUUUUGAAGCAUAAAAUUAUUGAUUAGUUCUGUGUGUAAAGGUAAAAUUGAGUUUUUAAGUUGGAUACUCUGGCAUGGCCCUCUCCCGUGUAGUCUUGUCAUUGCUGAAAUUGAAAGUUUCGUAUUCUUGCCAGCUUGAGUUGAGAAAGUCUAUUCCAAAAUACUUUUUUAAUAAUAAUACUCGUUUAAUCUCAACUGCCGCUUUAAUUGAUAAAACAAAGAAAAUGCCUUUCGAAACAGUUGAAGCUGGAACACCUAAUGGCGAUGACUUCAGAAUCUAUUACAAAAAUGAAAAUGGCCCAGUUUCACCGCUGCAUGACAUUCCGUUGUACGCUGACCCGGCCAAUAACGUCUUCAACAUGGUCGUUGAAAUACCUAGAUGGACAAAUGCAAAAAUGGAGAUUGAUACAAAAUCUCCACUGAACCCAAUCAAGCAAGAUGUGAAAAAUGGGAAGCUGAGAUAUGUUGCAAACUGUUUCCCUCAUCAUGGAUAUAUCUGGAACUAUGGUGCAUUCCCCCAGACAUGGGAAAAUCCGGCUCAUGUAGAUUCCCACACAAAUCAUAAAGGAGAUAAUGAUCCAAUCGAUGUUUUGGAAAUCGGCCACCGUGUUGCCAAGAGAGGAGAGAUAAUUCAGGUGAAAGUUUUAGGAACGAUUGCUCUUAUUGACGAAGGUGAAACUGAUUGGAAAAUCUUCACUAUUGAUGUCAAUGAUCCUCAGGCACAGCAAAUGAAUGAUAUCAAUGAUGUUGAAAAAUUCUUCCCCGGAUUACUGAAAGCUUCUGUUGAAUGGUUCAAAAUCUACAAAAUUCCCGAUGGAAAACCCGAAAACAAGUUUGCUUUCAAUGGCGAAGCAAAAAAUAGCGAAUUUGCUCUAAACAUUGUGAGAGAAACUCAUAAGUUCUGGAAUGGGUUAAUCAAGAAGGAAUUGGAUGGCGGAAAGCUUAGCUGUUCCAACGUUUCAAUUGAAGGCAGCCCUUUCAAAAUUGGUCUGGAUGAGGCUAAUAACAUUCUGAACCAAGCGCCUAAACCAGGAACUGCAAAAGGAAUCGAUUCCAUCGUUGACAAAUGGCAUUUUUUACAUUUGAAAUGAGCAUCCUUCAUUCCAAUUUAUGAUUACUGAUCAUGGUGUGAACCAAUUUUUCAUUACUGUUUCGUUUUUGUUAUAAAAUCAGAAUUAUUUGAAUAAAGCAAGAAAUUAUUGUAAAAACUGA